Cynara cardunculus var. scolymus (artichoke) is the source of this 1502-nucleotide messenger RNA. RefSeq names its product serine/threonine-protein kinase STY13-like. Gene Ontology annotation, molecular function: ATP binding; protein kinase activity. The transcript is spliced from 6 exons. Gene Ontology annotation, cellular component: plasma membrane. The record is from RefSeq and is a predicted model, not a curated record. Lineage: Eukaryota; Viridiplantae; Streptophyta; Magnoliopsida; Asterales; Asteraceae. Bases 149 to 1297 code for a protein of 382 amino acids. Gene Ontology annotation, biological process: protein phosphorylation.
GGGUACUUGUACAUAUCCGGAAAAGAAUAAUGGUGGAUGGCCUCCCUCGUACCCGUAGCCGUAACUAUAAACAAAAUUGAUUUUGAUUUACCCACAAAAAACACCCAAUUUCACUGCUGCUUUGUAUCAGCAUCGCCGAUUGGAAGAGAUGAAGGAGAACAACAGUAAUGAUGGGUUUGUAAGGGCAGAUCAGAUUGAUCUAAAGAGCUUGGAUGAACAGCUUGAGCGCCAUCUCAGCAAAGUAUGGACUAUGGAGAAGAACAAAAAGAAGCAGCCGGACUUUGAAGAUUCCGCCGCCGCUGCCACCACCAACGUCGUCAGACCAUUGCCUACCGCAACUAGUAAGAUAGAGAGACAGGAGUGGGAGAUCGAUCCUUCUAAGCUCAUCAUCAAAACUGUUCUUGCUCGUGGUACAUUUGGCACCGUCCAUCGUGGCAUCUACGACGGCAUGGACGUCGCCGUGAAACUGCUGGAUUGGGGGGAAGAAGGCCACAGAACGGAGGUUGAAAUACAAUCGCUUAGGGCAGCGUUUACGCAAGAAGUGGUGGUGUGGCAUAAGCUUGAUCAUCCUAAUGUCACUAAGUUCAUAGGGGCAACAAUGGGUUCGUCAGAGCUCCAGAUACAAACCGAAAGUGGUCAAAUUGGGAUGCCAAGCAACAUUUGUUGUGUUGUGGUAGAGUAUCUUCCCGGGGGUAAUUUGAAGUCUUACCUCAUAAAGAACCGCAGAAAGAAGCUGGCUUUUAAAGUAGUUGUCCAAAUGGCACUCGAUCUUGCAAGAGGGUUAAGUUACCUGCACUCUCAAAAGAUCGUACAUAGAGACGUGAAGACCGAAAAUAUGUUGUUGGACAAAACCAGAACUGUUAAAAUCGCUGAUUUUGGGGUUGCUCGUGUUGAAGCCUCCAACCCAAAUGACAUGACUGGCGAAACUGGGACCCUUGGCUAUAUGGCCCCCGAGGUCCUGAAUGGCAAUCCGUAUAAUAGGAAAUGCGACGUGUACAGUUUUGGCAUCUGUUUGUGGGAAAUAUAUUGUUGUGAUAUGCCGUACCCGGACCUUAGUUUUUCAGAAGUAACUUCUGCUGUCGUUCGCCAGAAUCUAAGGCCGGAUAUGCCAAGAUGUUGCCCAAGUUCUCUUGCGAACGUAAUGAAGCGAUGCUGGGACGCGAACCCCGACAAGCGACCAGAAAUGGAGGAGGUUGUGAGCAUGUUGGAGGCGAUUGAUACAUCGAAAGGCGGAGGUAUGAUCCCAGGUGAUGAAGCUCAGGGUUGUCUCUGCUUCCGUAAGCACCGCGGGCCGUAAAACUUGGAUUAAUAUUUGAAUGUCCAAAGAUCCGACCCGCUUUUGCAAAGAAGUAAGAAAUAUUUAAUAGAUUCCUGAAACUGGGAAAAUGUUAGAUGCUUGAUGUUUGUAGACUGUGAAGGAUGUAAUUAAAGCUUUAUGUUUUUCAUUUCAUGUGAUUGUAGACACACUUAUAUUUGACCCCACCAAAUCACAACUCAUUUCA